Messenger RNA from Hevea brasiliensis (rubber tree), 1210 nucleotides. Its product is annotated as probable isoaspartyl peptidase/L-asparaginase 2. Lineage: Eukaryota; Viridiplantae; Streptophyta; Magnoliopsida; Malpighiales; Euphorbiaceae. Bases 89 to 1072 code for a protein of 327 amino acids. The record is from RefSeq and is a predicted model, not a curated record. Gene Ontology annotation, molecular function: hydrolase activity. The transcript is spliced from 4 exons.
AGGCAACCAACUCCCACUGCGUACAUAAAGACGCGCGCAUACACAUUCACAACACACACGCACAAGGGAAGGAAAAAGCCAGAGAGAAAUGGGGAGGUGGGCAAUAGCGGUGCAUGGUGGCGCUGGUGUGGACCCAAACCUCCCACAACAACGUCAAGAAGAGGCCAAGCAACUCCUAACUCGCUGCCUCAAUCUGGGCAUCUCCGCUCUUCGCUCCAAUCUCCCUGCCAUUGAUGUCGUUGAACUCGUUGUGAGAGAACUAGAAAGCGAUCCUCUGUUUAAUUCUGGCCGAGGAUCUGCUCUAACCGAGAAAGGAACGGUGGAGAUGGAAGCUAGCAUUAUGGAUGGACCCAAGAGAAGAUGCGGCGCCGUAUCGGGCUUAACCACUGUUAAAAACCCAGUCUCCCUUGCCAGACUUGUGAUGGAGAAAUCUCCCCAUUCGUAUCUUGCCUUCUCCGGCGCAGAGGAAUUUGCCAGACAACAGGGUGUGGAGCUGAUGCAAAAUGACUACUUCAUCACCGAGGAUAACGUGGGGAUGUUGAAAUUGGCAAAGGAAGCCAAUUCCAUUCUGUUUGAUUACAGGAUCCCCUUGGAGACAUGCAGCGCCGGUGCUGCUGCGGCCAUGGACAAUCCCUUGCAAAUGAACGGUCUUCCAAUCAGCGUGUAUGCACCGGAAACCGUUGGUUGUGUGGCCGUGGACAGCGAGGGUCGAUGUGCUGCCGCCACGUCAACAGGUGGGCUAAUGAACAAAAUGACCGGUCGUAUAGGUGACUCGCCCCUGAUUGGCGCUGGGACCUACGCGUGUGACCUCUGCGGAAUUUCAUGCACAGGGGAAGGUGAAGCCAUCAUCCGCGGGACCCUAGCCCGAGACGUAGCGGCUGUGAUGGAGUACAAAGGGUUGGGGUUGCAACAGGCUGUGGAUUUUGUGAUAAAUGAGAGGCUUGAUGAAGGGAAAGCGGGGUUAAUAGCGGUGUCUAGAAAUGGGGAUGUGGCUUGUAGGUAUAACACCAAUGGGAUGUUCAGGGGAUGUGCUACUGAAGAUGGAUUCAUGGAGGUUGGCAUUUGGAACUAGGGUUUUUUAUUUUUUUGGCUUUGGUGAUGUAUUAUGCGUGGUAAAGCACACCUCUGUGCUAAUUUAGCUGAAGCAGAAAUGAAAUUAGCAGUAACUACAAACAAAGGUUUCUAGAAUAAAAUCGUUUUGUUUGAUUAA